This is a messenger RNA of Parnassius mnemosyne (clouded apollo), 498 nucleotides long. The record is from the annotation of a GenBank genome assembly. NCBI's taxonomy places the organism in Eukaryota, Metazoa, Arthropoda, Insecta, Lepidoptera, Papilionidae.
AUGGAGCUCACGCGUGAACAUUUCUGUGCAAUAAUUUAUCACAAUUUUCGUCGCAGCUUAUCUCAAGAUAAAUAUCUCAGGAAACUUGUUUCGAUUUAUGAUAUUGAAGCACCGAGUCAAACGACAAUAUACCGUUGGUAUGCCGAUUUCCGACGCGGUCGUGUGUCGCUUAGCACUGUUCCUUUUGCGGGUCGGCCAAGAACAGCGGUCACGCCUGAAAACAUCGCAGCUGUGCGAACUAUUAUAUUAGAAGACCGUCAUGUGACAUACGAGCAGAUUCAGGCUGUUAUCAAUAUCGGAACAACUGCAAUUCAGUCAAUAUUACAUAAUGAGCUGUGUGUAAGAAAGCUAGUUUCCCGCUGGGUUCCCCACAAUUUUUCCGAAGAGCAAAAGGCGGCUCGUGUAGAUUGGUGCCGGAAUACUCUGCAACGCUUCAACGGAGGGAAGUCAAAUGCCGUUUAUAAUAUCGCCUCAGGUGAAGAAUCAUGGAUCUAUUGA